CGCAUGCGCAGUUUCUGCUCGAAUCCGAUUGGUCCGUUUCAAAACUCAGACCGCGGCCGUGUUGUGUUUUUGUCUUAAGUUAGCUAACUGUUAGCACACAAAAAAUACUGCUACCAAUACUUGUUCCUCACCUAAUGUUCCACACAUAACUGCCAGGAUGAUGGAAUCAUGCCUGAACAACAAGGCCGACACACGGGAACAGGUAGAAGUGGACGAUUUGAAGAGAGAUCUCUCAUCGGAAUUCAGCCCAAUACCAGACCUGCAGCAUUCCAGCAUUGAGGAGCGAGAGCACCUUCAGGUCUACCUUCGUAUCCGACCCUUCAGCUCAGAAGAGAACAAUAAUGGAGAGUCACAGGACUGUGUGACCAUUGAGUCCCCAGACACAGUUCUGCUGAGGCCUCCCAGGUUGUCCCUCUCGGCGAGGCUUAGUGCUGACAAGUCACUUCCACAGACGGGCCAGCGCUUUCAGUUCUCUCAGGUGUUUGGUCCUGAGACAAUGCAGAAAGAGCUUUUUCAAGGCACAGUAAAGGAUUUGGUGAAAGAGGUUCUCGAAGGGGGGAACUCUCUGGUUUUCACUUAUGGAGUCACCAACGCUGGCAAGACAUUCACAUUCUUAGGUCCAGAUGCCGAUGCUGGUGUCCUGCCCAGGUCUCUCCAAGUCAUUUUCAGCAGCAUUGAGGAACAGGUUUUCACUGAGAUGAGCGUCAAACCUCAGCGCUGCCGAGAGUUUACGAAGCUCACCAGGGAGCAGCAGAUUGAAGAAGUGACGUACAAGAGAAACUUCUUCAGUCAAUUUAAAGAGAGUGAGAAGAGCAAUUCCAGCCUGUUGAACUCGACCAACAAGACUCUUCUUGAAGGGUCCUCCACGCUGGGCAUGACCGUAGAAGCAGGGGACAAAAUCAGCCUGGCAGUAGAACCCCACACAAAGUUCUCUGUUUGGGUUUCUUUCUGUGAAAUCUACAAUGAGAACAUUCACGACCUCCUCGAGGUGACACCCAACGGAGCGACCAGGAGGACGGCGCUGCGGCUGUCACAGGACGUCAAGGGCAACGCCUUUGUCAGAGAUCUGCGAUGGAUUCAGGUGAGUAGUGCAGAGGAGGCUUACAAAGUGAUGAAGCUUGGCAAGAAGAACCAGAGCUUCUCCUCCACCCGGCUCAACCAGCUCUCCAGUAGGAGUCACAGUAUUUUCUCCAUUCGUGUAUUGAGGAUUGAGGACAUUGGGUCUCUGCGGGUCCACGCAGUCAGCGAGUUGUGUCUGUGUGACCUGGCUGGAUCGGAGCGAUGCGCUAAGACCCAGAAUAGAGGAGAGCGUCUCAAAGAAGCCGGAAACAUCAACACCUCCCUGCUCAUUCUGGGAAAAUGCAUCAACGCACUGCGACACAAUCAGCAGGCCAAGCUGCUUCAGCACGUUCCCUUCAGGGAAAGCAAGCUGACCCACUACCUGCAGAGCUUCUUCCGUGGUCGAGGAAAAGCCUGCAUGAUCGUCAACAUCAACCAGUGUGCCUCCAUGUACGACGAGACCCUCAACGUCCUCAAGUUCUCCGCUGUGGCACAGAAGGUGGUUGUCCUGUCUACCAGGCCGCCUCCCAUUGUCCUGCCAGAGAGGUCUGCUGGUGAGAUAUCCUUCAUCAUCAACAAUGCUGAGACAAAGACUGCGCGGGGCAGCAGGAGGAGCUCUGUGAUUGGCUGGGAUACUAGCCUGGAAGACGUACAGGAGGAUGAAGAUGAUGAGUAUGAGGAAGAAAACAGCCUGAUGGAAGUCACAAUGGAUCAAACAGCCAUUGAAGAAGAAGCUGAUGAGAAAAACCAGAGGCAUUUGGCGCUGUUGAAGCAGCUGCAGAUGCAGCUGAAGAAGGAGCGAGCAGAGAGCCUGCUCAUGGAGGCGCGACUCCGAGAGGAAAUCAGCAGGGAGUUCUCGGAGAUCUUCUCCGAGAUGCAGAUUGACUACAAUAACCGCCUGGCGAGGGAGAGCGAUAUCUUAGAGGAGCGAGCAGAAAGGAGGAUGGAGAUCUUCAAGGGCCUCAUGGACAAAAUGGCCAGAGCUGGACCCAGUCUAGAGGCCCAGGUAACAACAUUCCACUCCUUGGGUCACACUUCAUAUAUUCUGUUUGAGGAAAUACUACGAAUGCUAAAAAUGAUUUCUGAUAUGGGCUCACUAAUCUCCGUGACUGAUUUUUUCAAUUCUUCCUACUGGCCUCAGGACUGGCCUCUGGACUCCCACUCGCCUGAAAUGGAAGGCCCAAAGCAGGCAGCUGAGCCUCCUCGUGCACGUCUGGGUUCAGUCCGAGCAGAGGCUCAGGGAGAGAGGGGAGAAACGGGUGAGGAGCUGGAGAGAAAGCUGCUGCAACGGACCAGUGGAUUAGAGCGUGAAGAGAAAAGAAGGCUUCUCUCUGAGCUCCAGGAGAAGUCGUUGGAGAUCGACCGGCUGGAGAAACAAGUGAGAGACCUGCAGAAGUUGCCGGAGGAGGGGAGUUCACGUGAGGAAGAGCGGCUGCAGCAGGCGAUUGCUGUCGAGAAGGAAAAGAGAGCCAGAGCAGAAUCUUGUUUGGAUCACCGGACUCUGGAAAGAGAGGAGGCACUGGCAUCCUUACAGGAAGAGAUUAAAGCAAAGGAGGAGGCCCUUGCCAAACUCCGGGAGCUCCAGCAGAGCAAAGAGGAGGUGCAAGCAUCCCUUGGAGAGGAGAGGGAAGGUAACAAGAAAGCCACGGCAGCCCUUGAAGCGGAAAGGAGAGCCAAGGAGGCGUCCAUGGCAGCCCAUUCAGAAGAGAAGCAAUGCAGACUGGACAUAAUUGCUGCCCUUGGUCGAGAGAGGAGCAGCAAAGAGGAGGCUCAGUCUGCUCUGAAGGCAGAGAGAGAGAAGAGGCAACAGGAGACCGAUGCUCUUCGCCAGGAAGUCCGAGCGCUCGCUGCCAGACUGGAAGCUUCAGAGCACCAGGUGACCAGCAGCACAGAGCGAGCUGAACAUGUGUUGAUCCAACAACAAACUGCUCAGGCACAACUGGACAAGUGCUCUAUCGAAGUCCUGGAGAAAGCUUCACAGAUCCACACGCUGACCCACGAAGUUCAAAGCCUGAAACAGGAACUGCGGACUUCAGCGACAUCGUCUGACGCUGUUAAUGAUCAGCUGACAGAGGAAGUGUCGGCGCCAAGGAUUCAUCUGGCUGAGGAAAAGGAGAAAAAUGAGAGCAAAGACAGAAUAAUGCUAGAAUUUCACCACCAGCUCGAUUGCCAAGAAAACGCUUUAGAAGCAUUAGUAAAUGAGUGGAGGGCAAAGCGUGAGGAACCAACUUUGUACUUAGAGAAUUUCAAAAUAAACCUAGAGGAACAAAAGGCAGAGGCACAACAACAAGACAAAUUAGACUACGAAGCCAUACUUUCCAAACAAAAAGAAAACCUCUGCAAACUUCAACAUCUCCUACUAAAGGUGAGAGAGCAGGAUCAAGCUGAAAAACUCAAGGCCGAACUAGAAGAAACUAAUUCUUCUAGUUCUGCUGCCAAAGAGGAUCUGAAGAGGUUGAACUCUGAUCUCCAGACUGAAAUUGCAUCCCUGAAGUUAAAGCUUUGCAACAUGGAGGAAACUCGCUGCAAAACUGAAGCUCAGCUCGCCUCGUCAGAAUUUGAAAAGGCGCUAAAAGAAAACAACAAACGGAUGGAAGAGAAGCUGGCCGAGGCGGCGAAAGUGUCUGCAGAGCUGCAGGAAAAGCUGCUGGAAAAGGCAGCAGAGGCAGCAUCCCUGCAGAAGAGGCUGGAUAAGGCGCAGGAGCAGCGGGAGGAAGAGGAGAUGCAGGCGGUCCAGGAGGCUCGGCGCAGGGAGGUGGAGAGGCGCAGGGAGCUGCUGGCUGUGGCGCACGAGGCCAUUGCUCAGAAGGACUCCGAGCUGGAGAAGAAAGCCGAGGAGAUCAGCAGACUAAAAGAGAACAGCAAGCAGGACUCUGACAGAGUAAAGAGCCUCAGCCGCGACCUUCAGAGGAAGGAGGACGAUACUUCAGACCUCCGAGAGAAACUAGCCGACUACAAGAAGCAGGUCCAGCAAGUCCAGAAGGAGAUAUCUGCCAUGAGAGAAGAAGAAAAGCUUUUGAGGCAAAAGCUGUCUGACCUGGAGAAAGCCAAACGGCAGCUUCAGUCUGACGUUGCCAAUAGAGACCGAACCAUCCAGCUGCUCAAAGUGGAGCAAUCAUCUGACACAAAGUCCGACCAGCUGCUCUACCAGAAGGCCUGUAAAGAACUUGAAACCAAGGAGCUUGUAAUGGAAGACAUGCGUUUAGCUCUGACUGAGCAGGAGGAGACUCAGGACCAGAUGGAGCAGGUCUUGGAAGAGAAACUUAACCUCAUCCAGGAACUCACUAGCGAGGUGGAGAAAUUGAAAGGGAUCUUAUUGCAGCAGGACCGACGUGGAAACGCCACACACCUUGAGGUAGAUACUCCAUCAGAUGACCUCAAACUUGCCAAGCAAGAAACCGCACAGGUCCAGGAAAGCUUGAAGCUGUGUGCAGAGAAACACCAGGCCGAACGCAAAAAGUGGCUGGAGGAAAAGCUGUCCCUGAUUGGCCAAGCCAAAGAGGCUGAGGACAAAAGGAACCAGGAAAUGAGGAAGUUUGCCGAAAACAGAGAACGCCACGCUCGACAGCAGAGCCAGUUGGAGUCCACUUCAUCCCAGCUGGCUGAGAAGGAGCAGACCAUGGAGAAAUGGAGGAAGGAGAGAGACGCCCUGGUAGCAGCUUUGGAGGUCCAGCUACAGAAGCUUCUCUCCAGCCAAGCAGAGAAAGACAAACUCAUCCAACAGCUUCGACAGAAUGAUAAACAGCCACCACAAGAGUGUGAUGGCGCUGGUGAUGGCGUCCGUGUGGCAGAGCUGCAGGCUGCUCUGUGUGAAAGGGAGGCCCAGAUCCUCCGACUGAAGGAAGAGCUCCAGGCCUUCGCUGCCACGCAGGAUGCAGGCACACAGAUUGAAAGCCAUGCGAGCCCUGCUGCACUGGUCGGGAAACCACAGUGUGACACUAUUAACAGGAAAUCAGGAGGAAGGAGGGAAACCAGGGCAUCAGUAAGCAGUCAGGGCUCCGCUGGCUUUCCGUCAGUGCUCGAAUCCUCUGAGAUUUCCACGGAGAACGGCAGGACGAGCCGCUUCCCUCGCCCGGAGAUGGAGAUCUCCUUCAGCCCUCUGCAGCCCAACCGCAUGGCUUUGAGACGCCAGGGAGAGGAGAGCGCUGUGACCAUCAAAAUCACACGCUCGGCACGCAAGAGGAAGAGCGGAGAGAUGGAGAAGUCUCCCAUUUUCAGGAGGAGUAAACGACCAGCGACACGUCAGGAAGAGAUGGAGGCAGAGAACAAGAGGAACACGCGCACCAAGCUGACGCCGAAGCUGACCCCACACCAAGAGGAGAGAUCCUCUCCAGCUGGUCGCCAUGACUCCAAGAGCAGCAUCCGCAGCAGAAAGGAAGGAACUCUGCAGAAGAUCGGAGACUUCCUACAGGGUUCUCCCACGCUGCUCGGAAGUAAAGCCAAGAAGAUGAUGAGUCUGGUGAGCGGUCGGGGGGAUGCGGCCUCCUCUUCGUCGCUCAGUCUGAGAGCAAAGAAGAACAAAAAGAAACUGUACAGGCCUGAGAUCUCCUCGCCCAUGGACAUGCCCCCCCACCCAAUAAUCAGCAGAGAGCCGGAGGAGAAGGAGAGUGACCAUCACAUCAUUAAGAGGCGCCUUCGCUCCAGGCUGGUGAAAUGAUACUCCGUGUGUCAAUCAUAACUCAAUGAAGGAGGCAUUUAGAUGCCUACACGCUUUCUUUUUGUGUCGUGGUGGCUGAGAAAUCCCCAAACUUAACUUAGAACUCGGUUAUCUUAUUUAAUCUAAAAAUGUAUUUCAAAGUCACUGCUGUACUGUUUAUGUAUAUGUGGGCUCAGAGCGGCCCGAUGUAAGAUAAGCUAAAGAGACGCCGACUAAAUCGAUCCGCUGAACAAAACUGAACCAUGGCUCGUACUUCAGGAGGAGAUAUAAGCUGAAACAGUUCAUCCAUCAGCGCUCUGCCUACAUGUACAACCCGAGCCGGACGGUUUCCCUUUGCUUUCAGUCUUCUUGCACAAACAUUAAGAGUCUUAAUCUCCUUUAGAUAGUAGGCACUAUAUAGGCUCCGUUAGAUAGUAGGCACUAUAUAGGCUCCGUUAGAUAGUAGGCACUCUAAGUUUGUAUAUCUUCUCCACUUUAUAGACAAAAUACACUGAUUCUUUAUUCGGAUGUGCAAUGUUUUGUGUUUAUUUGAUGUAAGCUACAACAGUUAUAUUUGAGUUUCAUCUUCCAAUCCUCUCCAUCUUUUUUUUUUUUUUAACUGAUUUUCAACCUACCACUUACUUUCUUUCAGAAAGUGUUUGUUGAAGCUGCUAUUAGAGCAAAGAACAUUUUUUCUUUUGUACAAGAAAAUCCUGUCAAACCUCAAAAGUUAAAAAAAAGUUUUUUUUCUAUCUCCGUUUUCUGAAAUUUGCACUUGUAUUUUUUGCUUAUUUUUCAAAAGAUUUACUACAUACAUACUACUACUGUCAUACCAUCAUGUUUUUCUUUAUUUUGAUUUGUUCUGUAGGUAUAAUUGGUAAUUUACAAAUAAACAUUUGAUGCUGUU
This is a messenger RNA of Gasterosteus aculeatus aculeatus (three-spined stickleback), 6602 nucleotides long. The record is from RefSeq and is a predicted model, not a curated record. NCBI's taxonomy places the organism in Eukaryota, Metazoa, Chordata, Actinopteri, Perciformes, Gasterosteidae.